This is a messenger RNA of Musa acuminata subsp. malaccensis (wild Malaysian banana), 2788 nucleotides long. RefSeq names its product transcription factor TGAL5-like. The record is from RefSeq and is a predicted model, not a curated record. Gene Ontology annotation, biological process: DNA-templated transcription; regulation of DNA-templated transcription. Lineage: Eukaryota; Viridiplantae; Streptophyta; Magnoliopsida; Zingiberales; Musaceae. Gene Ontology annotation, molecular function: DNA-binding transcription factor activity; sequence-specific DNA binding.
CCUGCUGAUGCCCAUGACAACUUUCUUUCAGAAAGCAAGGAAUAACUGCUCCUAAUGUAAUGGUAUAUCAAAUGACUGGGAAAUGCAACCAACAUUGAUAGUUGACUUCCACCUUGAAUGAAAAUGACUAGUCUCUUUUUAAGCAGAAGGGUUGGUCACUAUUCCAUACAGGCUAAUGAGUGUCCAUGUGGAAGAUAUAUCAGAUCCACAACCCAUACUUGGUGUAGAAAAGAGCCCCAUGUAGCAGCAGAACAAUGCAGAACUUCACUGUAACCCUUCCAAAUGUGCCCAUCAGUAAACAACCUUGUUUUCUUGGUGCAGCAGAGCUUGUUUUCAUGAGGAAGGGACCAUCUCAAGCAAUUCCAUUACAGUGGCAGGAUUAUUGAGAGAAGCUGGUUUUCUUAUGGCUGAUUAUGUUAGUGUUUGGUAUGGUUUGGGUUGCCAUGGAUACAUGUUCAAUGUGUGCUUAUGAAGAGGCAUUUUUUUGUCAAAGUAAACUCACCUCUUUAAAGUAUAUAACAGAGAAUGGGAUAAAACUUUCAUGGAUAUUUUUUUAUUGUACUGAGCCUUGUCUGUUUCCUAAUCAAUGAAGGUUGGUUGAGCACUUCAUAUUUCUGAAGAGCCAAUGAGAUAGCACAGUUGGUUACAAGGACUGAAGUUGGAGACAGUACUUCUAGGGGCUUCCUGUCAAAAACUUUCCAUUAUUUUUCCUCUCUGUCUCUCUCUCUCAUCUGUGUCCCCAUAAAGUUUGCAGACAAUCUCACAAGGACAAGAUCUUCAAUAUAGUACUAUGGAUGAACACAAGGCUUGAUAUGAUUACUAUUCACAGGAGGAAAGAUGAGAAUCAUAAUGGACAGGGUCUAUCAGAUGAUUCAGCUAUACAAAAAGUACUAAUAUCCUAAGGUCAUUUUGGAAGGAUACUUCCAUACAAUUUUCUGCUUCUCUGCCUCUGUGCCUGGAAGAGUUCCUAUUAAUUUCGACCAACUUGUGCUUCCUGAAAGUAAAGUGUGCUUGUCGAAGCACCAAACAAGUUUGAGAGAUCAGUAUACGAAGGAUCAUCAAAGUUUCAGGAUGGUGCAAGAGGGAGAAGAAACUUGGAUUGCAGAUCACAGAGUUGGAGAAACUGGCCUUUCUGAUCCUCGACUUUCAACUCACGGAAUUCAUGGCACCACUCCAGCUGCAACUAAGUUCUUUGAUCAGGAAGAAGCUUCUUAUUUUGGGGGUCUGGAGGAGGCUCUUAUGGAUGGAGUAGAUGGCAUAAGAGAAACUGAAGACACUUUUCUCACAGCCAGACUCCCAACACUUCAGAUCUUCCCAUCAUGGCCAAUGAGAUUCCAGCAAUCUCCCAGACAGGGGAGUUUGUGGUCAGCAAGGAGCAGUGCUUCAAGCUCAGCUCAAAACACUGCAUCUCAUCCAGAAUCAGACAAUCCAGCAAGCAGAAUGGCCUCUUCAGACCUGUGUGCUGACCACAAGCAGCAACAAGAGGUGAUGAUGAGAAAGAUGACUGGUUCAACUGCAAGGAAAGAUGGAAAGGUACUUGAUCCUAAGAGAUUAAGGCGAUUAGCUCAGAAUCGUGAGGCAGCAAGGAAGAGCCGCCUGAGGAAAAAGGCUUACGUGCAACAAUUAGAGACCAGCAGAAUUAGGCUGCAGCAGCUCGAGCAAGAUCUACAUAGUGCAAGAUUACAGGGUGUGUUCUUAGGAGUCGCAGGCUGUGCAAAUGGAUCUACGAGUUCCAGCGCUGCGAUGUUCGACAUGGAGUAUGCUCGAUGGUUGGAUGAGAACUGCAAACACAUGUCGGGGCUUCAAGGUGCGAUACAAGCUCACCUUCCUGAUGGCGACCUCGGUGUCAUUGUAGACCAGUGCGCCGUGCACUACGACGAGCUCUUCCGGCUGAAAGCCAUCGUCGUCAAGUCCGACGUGCUCCACCUCUUGAACGGAGCAUGGAGGACUCCGGCGGAGCGCUGCUUCCUGUGGAUGGGCGGAUUCAGGCCGUCCGAGCUUCUCAAGAUGGUGGUGGCUCAGCUGGAUCCGCUGACGGAGCAGCAGUUCAUGGGGAUCUGCAACCUCCAGCAAUCGUCACAGCAGGCGGAGGAGGCGCUCUCGCAGGGCCUCGAGCAGCUCCACCAUUCAUUGGCUGACGCCAUUGCCGGUGGCUUCCUCAGCAAUGGCGUGGCCGAUGGAAGCUACAUGGUGAUCGCAUUAGGGAAGCUCGACAACCUCGAAGGACUAGUCCGCCAGGCUGAUAAGUUGAGACAACAGAGCUUACACCAAUUGCGCAGCCUCUUCACCACCAUACAAGCAGCCAAAUGUUUCCUAGCAAUCGGAGAGUACUACGCCCGCCUGCGUGCUCUCAGCUCGCUAUGGGCGUCUCGGCCACGAGAGAGCUUGAUCAGAAACGAUGGUGUUGUCUCUACAUCAACAGACCUGCAAAUCGUUCAUCAACCACUGCAAAAUCAUUUUCCAUAUUUGCCUCUUUGAGCUCAUUCUCAUGAGAAAGAGAGAGAGAGAGAGAGAGAGAGAGAGAGAGAGAGAGAGAGAGAGAGAGAGAGUGUGUUGCUGAUAAUGGCUAUUGAACAAUGUGUGCAUGUAUUAUAUGUACAAAUAACAAGGGGAAGCAUAUGCUAACAGCAAAUUGCAUGAUCGAGAUGGCAUACACACACUAUAUAGCUAAGACAGGAGAUUAGAACUGUCGGAGGUAUGCUCGAAGGCCGUCACCAUGUGCAGCUGUUGCAGGGACGCAGCUUCCUCACUGCCUUCUGCACAUUUAUACGCGACUGCUCUGCCAUAG